AUGUUUAACCUAAUAAAGAAAGACAAGGAGAAGGAGAAGGAGAAGGACUUGGGCAAGAAGGAAAGGAAAGACAAGAAAGAAAAGAAAGAGCGUAUGUCCCAGGCAGAGUUAAAGAGCCUGGAAGAGAUGAGCAUUCGUAGAGGCUUUUUCCACCUCAAUCGAGGGAGUUCUAAGAGGGAGUCUAGGAACAAGUUGGAGAUCUCGAGUCCUAUCCCUAUCAAGGUGGCUAGCAAUACAGAGCUGUCCCUGACAGCGCUGGAGGCUGAGCGCCUUCACAACACACCGCAGGAUGUGGGGCAAAUAAGUGCAAGUACCUCUGGGGAAGACGUGAAGGGAAGUGAAGUGGAACCCAAUCGGAGCUCUGUAAAGGAGAGAGCUGCUCGGUUUGGUGAAUUGGCCAAGUUGAAUUCUGCGGGGGGGCAGAGACACGUGUCUUUUUCCCAGAGGAGCAAAGAGGACAAUACUUUAGAUGCCUCUAAUCUUUCUAGGCAGAACUGGAGUAGGUCGUCUUUGAGGUCCCACACCGACCUGAAAACCACCGACAUGGUUCAAAUACCUGAGAUGGUGGAGAAGACCUUCCCUGGUGCAGACCUCCAGCUGCCUGUGCUUGUUGCUCCACCAAUACCAGAUCCACGAGAGCUUGAGCUGCAGCGGCGCAACACUGGGGACUUUGGCUUCUCCUUGAGAAGGAGCACCAUGCUAGACCGGCACUCUGACGGAGGAGUGCGUCGACAUGUGGUGCACUUUGCCGAACCAGGUGCUGGGACUAAAGACAGGGCUCUGGGCCUGGUGCCGGGAGACAGGCUGGUGGAAAUAAAUGGGAUCAAUGUGGAGAACAAGAGCAGGGACGAAAUCGUGGAGAUGAUCCGUCAGUCCGGAGAGUCGGUCCGGCUGAAGGUGCAGCCCAUUUUGGAGCUGAGUGAGUUGAACCGCAGCUGGCUGAGGACCACCCAAGGCAUCAAAGAAGUCUUUGAUGGAAAGACUGAGGAGCAGAUCACAGCAGAGAGAGCCUGGUAUAACACCGACAAAGUAUGGCUCGUCCACAAGGAUGGAUUUUCUUUGGCAACUCUCCUGAAGACAGAGGCAGGCAGUCUGCCAGAGGGGAAGGUGAAAAUCCACCUGGAGAGUGACAGAUCUUUAUUGGAUGUGGAUGAAGAUGAUGUAGAGAAGGCAAACCCUCCAAUGUUCGACCGAGUCGAGGACCUGGCCUCUCUACAGUAUCUGAACGAGUCGAGUGUGAUGCACUCUCUGCGGCAGCGGUACGGCGGCAACCUGGUGCACACCCACGCUGGGCCGAACAUGGUGGUCAUUAACCCCAUUAGUGCCCCCUCAAUGUACUCUGAGAAGGUGAUGCAAAUGUUCAAGGGCUGCAGGAGGGAGGACACUUCCCCUCACAUUUACAGCAUGGCGCAGACUGCCUAUAGAAACCUCCUGACAACUCGCCAGGAUCAGUCCAUUGUGUUGCUGGGGAAGAGCGGCAGUGGCAAGACCACCAACUGUCAACACAUCAUCCAGUACCUGAUUACCAUCGGUGGCAGCACCAACAAAACCUUCUCCACAGAGAAAUGGCAGGCAGUCUACACUGUUCUGGAGGCGUUUGGAAAUGCCUCCACCUGUAUGAACGGGAACGCUAGUCGCUUCUCUCAUAUUGUUUCCUUGGACUUCGACCAGGCGGGUCUGGUGACCUCAGCCUCUAUCCAGACCAUGCUGCUGGAGAAGAUGAGGGUGACCAGAAGACCAGAGGGAGAGUCCACUUUCAAUGUCUUUUACUACCUGAUGGCUGGAGUAGACAGCUCUCUCAGAACUGAGCUGCACCUCAACCACUUUGCUGAGAACAAUGCUUUUGGAAUCUUGCCUCAGACAAAGACUGAGGAUAAGCAGCGCGCCUCCCAGCAGUUUUCUAAGCUCCAAGCAGCCAUGAAGGUUCUGGGGAUCAGUGGUGAUGAGCAAAGAGCCUUCUGGCUCGUCCUUGGGGCCAUUUACCAUCUGGGAGCUGCCGGAGCUACUAAAGCUGGCAGGAAACAAUUUGCACGUCAUGAGUGGGCCCAGAAGGCAGCCUACCUGCUGGGCUGCACCCUGGAGGAGCUCUCCUCCUCCAUCUUCAAGCACCAGGCCAAGGGCACCCUGCCCAGAGCCAGCACCAUCCGCCAGGCUUCUGACGAAAAUGGCACAGCAGAUGCAGGAUCCAAGGCAACAGCCAUGGAGUGUUUAGAAGCCGUAGCAUCUGGACUUUACUCUGAACUCUUCACUAUCCUCAUCUCUUUAAUAAACCGGGCCUUGAAAUCCAGCCAGAACUCCCUGUGCUCUCUGCUCAUUGUGGACACACCAGGCUUUCAAAACCCCAGGCUGGCGAAGCGUGAGUGCGGCGCAACCUUUGAGGACCUCUGCCACAACUACACUCAGGAGCGUCUGCAAACCCUCUUCUACCAGCGCACCUUUGUUCAGGAGUUGGAGAGAUACAAAGAAGAGAACAUAGAGCUGGCUUUAGACGACUCAGAGCCCAGCACAUCUCUCUCUGUGGCAGUGGUAGACCAAGCCUCAAGCCAAGCGCUGGUGCGGACAGUUCGGACAGAUGAGGCACGUGGUCUGUUGUGGCUGAUGGAGGAGGAGGCACUGCAGCCGGGGGGGUCAGAGGAAACACUGUUGGGACGUCUCUUCAGCUACUAUGGACCUGCUGAGGGCGAGAGCAAAGGUCAAACUUUCCUCUUGAAGAGUGAAAAGGAAAAGCAUUUCCUGCUUGGUCACAGUCAUGGGACCGACUGGGUGGAGUACGACGUCUUUGGGUGGCUGAACUACGCCAAGCAGAAUCCUGCCUCUUCCAACGCUACGAGCCUCCUGCAGGACUCCCAGAAGAAGAUCAUCAGCUCACUGUUCAUGACCCGAGCGGCUGGAGCCACCGUUUUGUCUGGUUCCAUUGCAGGUCUUGAAGGUGUUUCCCAGCUGUCCUUGCGACGGGCCACCAGCAUGAGAAAGACCUUCACCACCGGGGUCGCUGCUAUCAAGAAGAAGUCCUUGUGCAUCCAGAUAAAGCUUCAAGUGGACGCUCUCCUUGACAUGGUGCGCAGGUCCAGGAUUCACUUUGUUCACUGCCUCUUACCCAAAGCAGAUGCCCUGAAGGCUCUGAGUGGAUCCCUGUACAAAGGAGGGGAAUGUGAGGCUCAGGGGGAGAGCGGAGAUCCUGGUUUAAUGCAGCUAGAUGUAGCUUUGCUCCGUGCUCAGCUGCGUGGCUCCAAGCUGCUCGAUUCUCUCCGGAUCUACAGGCAAGGUUACCCUGAUCACAUGGUGUUUUCUGAGUUUCGGCGGCGCUUCGAUGUGCUGGCGCCGCACCUCACCAAGAAGCACGGGAGGAAUUACAUAGUGAAGGACGAGAGGAGAGCUGUGGAGGAGCUACUGGAGUCCUUGGACCUGGAGAAGAGCAGCUACCACAUGGGUCUGAGCAGAUUGUUUUUCAGAGCUGGCACUUUGGCUAAGCUGGAGGAACAGAGGGAUGAGCAGACCAAGCGUAAUCUCACCCUGUUCCAAGCUGCCUGUAGAGGCUACCUGGCACGGCAGGCCUUCAAGAAAAGAAAGAUUCAGGAUCUCGCCAUCCGUUGCAUCCAGAAAAACAUCCAGAAGAACCGCGGUGUGAAAGACUGGCCAUGGUGGAAGCUGUUCACCACAGUCCAGCCCCUCAUUAAGGUCCAGCUCACCGAGGAUCAGAUGCGAGGGAAAGAUGAGGAGAUACAGCUGCAGAAGUCGAAGCUCGAGAGGGUGGAGAAAGAACGAAACGAGCUGAGACUGAACACGGAUCGAUUGGAGAGCAGGAUCUCAGACUUAUUGGCAGAGCUGGCUGACGAGAGAAGCACCAGUGAGUCAGCAUCCCAGUUACUGGAGACGGAGACUUCAGAGAGACUGCACCUGGAGAAGGACAUGAAGGAUUUACAGGCUAAGUUUGACGCCAUGAAGAAACAAUUAGAAUCACAGGAGAUGGAGGUGAUGGAGGCUCGACUCAUGAAAACAUCGGAGCUCAAUGGGGAGAUGGACGACGACGAUGAUGAUGCUGGAGGCGAGUGGAGGAUAAAAUACAACCGAGCCAUUCGUGAAAUGGACUUCACCAAAAAGAAGCUCCAGCAGGAGUUUGAUGACAAGCUGGAGACAGAGCAACAGAGCAAAAGACAUCUUGAGAGAAGGCUGGCUGACUUGCAGACAGAUAAUGAGGAUGUGCAGCGCUUUGUGCAGCAGCUGAAGAAGAAGUCCCAGAAACUGACGGCAGAGCUGCAGGACACCAAGCUUCACCUGGAGGGACUACAGAGCCGCAACCACGACCUGGAAAAGAAACAGAGGAAAUUUGACCUGGAGCAGAACCAGUCUCAGGCUGAGGUACAAAGAGAAAGGAGCCAGAGGGAGAAGUUGGCUCGAGAGAAAGAUAUAAUGACCGGUGAGAUGUUUAACCUCCGGCAGCAGCUGCAGGACAAAGACAGUGAAUUGUGCACCACAAAUAUGAAGGUGCAGCAGCUGGAGGCCGAGCUGCAGGAUCUGUCCUCCCAGGAGUCCAAGGAUGAAGCCUCUCUGGCCAAGGUCAAGAAGCAGCUUCGUGACCUUGAGGCCAAGGUGAAAGACCAGGAGGAGGAGCUGGACGAACAGGCUGGAACCAUCCAGAUGCUGGAGCAGGCAAAGCUGCGUCUUGAGAUGGAGAUGGAGAGACAGCGGCAAACACACUCUAAAGAGAUUGAGAGUAAGGAUGAAGAUGUGGAGGAGAUCAGGCACUCCUGCAGCAAGAAGCUGAAACAGAUGGAGGUGCAGCUGGAGGAGGAGUAUGAAGACAAGCAGAAAGUGUUGCGUGAGAGAAGAGAGCUGGAGUCCAGACUGCUCAACGCCCAGGACCAGGUGAGCCAGAGAGACGUGGAGACAGAAAAGAGGCUGAAGAAAGACCUGAAGAGAACCAAAGUCCUUCUGGCUGAUGCACAGAUUAUGCUGGACCACCUGAAGAGCAACGCCCCCAGCAAGAGAGAGAUCGCCCAGCUCAAAAAUCAACUGGAGGAGUCAGAGUUCACCUGCGCCGCAGCAGUGAAAGCUCGAAAGAGCAUGGAGCUUGAAAUAGAGGACUUGCAUAUCCAAAUGGAGGACGUGGUCAAAGCCAAGAUGUCGUCGGAGGAGCAGAUCAGCCGUCUGCAGAGAGAGAAGAAUGACCUGCAGUCUCGUAUGGAGGAGGAUCAGGAGGACAUGAAUGAGCUGAUGAAAAAACACAAGGCUGCAGUCGCCCAGUCUGCCAGGGACUUGAGCCAGAUCACUGACCUGCAGACCCAGCUGGAAGAGGCCACAAAGGAGAAGCAGGAGAUCCAAGAAAAGCUUCAUUCGCUGCAGAGCCAGCUCGAGUUCCAAGAGCAGUCCAUGGUGGAGAAGUCUCUUGUGAGCCGUCAGGAGGCCAAGAUCCGUGAACUGGAGACCAAGCUGGAGUAUGAGAGGACACAGAUCAAACGCUUGGAGAGCCUCGUGGGUCGUCUGAAGGAGAAUCUGGAGAAGAUGACGGAGGAGAGAAACCAGCGCAUCACUGCAGAAAACAGGGAGAAGGAGCAGAAUAAGCGAAUACAGAGGCAGAUAAGGGACAUGAAGGAAGAGAUGGCGGAGCUGUCCAAGAAGGAGGGCGAGGCGAGCCGGAAGAAGCACGAGCUGGAAAUGGACAUCGAGAGCUUAGAGGCGGCAAAUCAGAGCUUACAAGUGGACCUUAAGCUGGCCUUCAAGAGGAUAGGUGACCUGCAGGCUGCUAUCGAGGACGAGAUGGAGAGCGAUGACAACGACGACUUAAUCAACAGUUUGCAAGACAUGGUGACAAAAUAUCAGAAAAGAAAGAACAAAACUGGGGACGAGACAGAAACAGAUUCCGAGGUGGAGGACCGCGUGGAUGGCGUUAAGUCUUGGCUCUCGAAGAACAAAGGCUCCACCAAGACCCAGUUGGAUGAGGGAAGCCUGAAGAGCACCAGCCCUCCUGUGUACCGGAGACACCUGAGUGUUGGCAGGUCUGAUGAGGAGGACGAGGUGGACAGAGACUCCCGCAGGCAGCCGCUGACGGCAAGCGACGGCGAAGGCUUAUUGGCAGAAAGCACGUCGUAACCCAACGUCAGGCAGCUUUGUGCUCAGUGACAUCAGACACACAGGAGAGACACAAUUCUUUCCCUCCAACUUGUAACACCACUUCCCAGCUACCAAGGACGGAGAGGAGUCACACAAAGAACACUGUUUUUGAAUAGCUUUGCGAUUUCAUCUAACUUUACUUAUUAUAGCGCACCCAUUCACAUCAUGAAGUGAUUUUGCUCCCAUUGCUAAAGUGUACUUUUUCCUUUCUCUUUCUUAUUUAACAGAACACAUUGAAUAAGUCAGUCAAUACUGAACAGUAAAGUUGAGCACUAUCAGAGGAACGCUGCUUUAUUUAUAAGAGCUGCUUUUCAGGCAAAUUUAAGCAUUCCUCUGCACUCUCCUCCGACUCCGCAGAUAGCUCUCCCAAGAGGAUUUAGAUAAGCCCGCUCUGGCUGGACUUCGCCAAGAAGGUCUGAUCAACUAUUAAGACUCUUAUCUCUUCCCCGUUAAUGUGGACUAGUGUGGUGGCAGGAAUUAACCCAUUUUCAAUUAAUUAUUUUGCUGUAAGUUUACAUGUGGCUCUUGUUCCAAGCUGAGAUAUUCAUCAUUUGAGCAAAGUGAUGCUAGGUCAUGAUUGGUGACAUGAAAGUUAAAUCAUUUUUACUAUAAUAAUGUUUAAGGGUGACGCCCCCUUUAUAUCUUUGAAAUGCUGAGAAAUGAUUUAAAGCUAAAUCUGAUCUAAGAGUGUGUAUAUAUAGUAUGCAUAGUUAUCUAAUAUUAUAUGUGGAAUCAAAGCCUUUACAUGAACAUGAUAGUCAAGUGAAAUAAGAUUUUCUAAAGUUAGUGAGAGAAGUAUUUUAUUGAGAUAAGAUUUAUGUCAUAUUCCUGUUUUAUUCUUAUCUGUAAGCGCAAUGCAUGAUGGGACGUGUUUGGCUCUUCUGAGGCUCAGUCAUGCUUUUGUCCACUCUCACAUUUCUGAAAGUUCAAAGGGAAUGCAUGUGUUUGCUGUCAUGAAGGAACUCUGUUGAUCUUUUUGGACCUUGCAGAUGCAGAACUGUAUGGUGUCUUUUUUUUAAUGCACAAACACUGGAUUUUUACUGUAUUUGGGAAAUUAAAGCUCAU
Molecule: messenger RNA, 7176 nt
Organism: Seriola dumerili (greater amberjack)
Lineage: Eukaryota; Metazoa; Chordata; Actinopteri; Carangiformes; Carangidae
Product: unconventional myosin-XVIIIa-like
Exons: 40
Coding region: 1-6090 (2029 amino acids)
Cellular component (GO): myosin complex
Molecular function (GO): cytoskeletal motor activity; protein binding; ATP binding
Source: RefSeq, a predicted model, not a curated record